Molecule: messenger RNA, 837 nt
Organism: Acanthosepion pharaonis
Lineage: Eukaryota; Metazoa; Mollusca; Cephalopoda; Sepiida; Sepiidae
Source: the annotation of a GenBank genome assembly
AUGAAUAAUUACAGGAGGCUCUUUAACACACUGACUGUCGCCAACGGCUACAAUAUCCUAACAAACUUAAAUUAUACUGUGUACAAGGUUUGCACUCCGAGGGCCCUCAAGCCAACUCAGCGACGUUCUUUUUUUGUUGGCUGUAAAAUCAAACAAAUUCUCCCGCGACCAACAGAUGCCGUCGACCGCUUGUCAGCUAUUUCCGCCGCCCGUCGCAAUAAAUAUACGCCAAUUUCCUUCUUUGAAUAUUUCCGCUUCUCUUUCACUCUUUCUCUGAUUUUCUUUCUCUCUUUCCGUUUCUCUCUUUCCGUUUCUCUUUUUCUAUAUACUCUUUUCUCUUUCACAUUCUCUCUAUUUCUGUUUCUCAUUCACUGUUUCUCUCUCUUUCGGUUUCUCUUUUUCUCUAUACCCUUUUCUCAUUCACUCUUUCUCUCUGUCUUCAUUUCUCCUUCACUCUUUCUCUCUUUUUCCGUUUCUCUUCCCCCCUCUAUUUCACACUCGCACUCUUUCUGUAUUUCUCACUUUUUCUAUUUUACAUUUCACUCUCCUCCUCUAUAUAUAUUUCAUAUCCUCGAUAUUUCCCACUCUUUCUGUCUGUUUCGUCUUAUAUUAACAUCUGACUCGACCGAGUACUACAAGAAGACGCGCGAGUCGUUUGGCGUCUUUUCUUGGGCGACAAAAGCCUUUGCCGUCGGUCGUCCGUCGACAGCAGUCUUGGGUGCCGUUUUGCUCGUUUGCUGUCGUAAAGUGUUCGUUCGGAAGAGAAGGCGUUCGUUUUUGUGUCGCAAGAAGUUGGGUUUAUUUUGGGGUCCCCACCACGUCUUCUCGCACAUAUAA